Messenger RNA from Arvicola amphibius (Eurasian water vole), 805 nucleotides. Its product is annotated as phosphoglycerate mutase 1-like. The coding region runs from base 1 to 765 and encodes 254 amino acids. NCBI's taxonomy places the organism in Eukaryota, Metazoa, Chordata, Mammalia, Rodentia, Cricetidae. The record is from RefSeq and is a predicted model, not a curated record. Gene Ontology annotation, biological process: glycolytic process. The transcript has a single exon. Gene Ontology annotation, molecular function: intramolecular phosphotransferase activity.
AUGGCCGCCUACAAGAUGGUCCUCAUCAGGCACGGCGAGAGCACCUGGAACUUGGAGAACCGCUUCAGUGGCUGGAAUGACACCGACCUGAGCCCGGCGGGCCACAAGGAGGGGAAGCGUGCCAGACAGGCGUUGCAAGAUGCUGGCUAUGAAUUCGACAUCUGCUUUACCUCCGUGCAGAAGAGAGCAAUCUGGACCCUCUGGACAGUCCUGGAUGCCAUUGACCAGAUGUGGCUGCCCGUGGUCAGGACCUGGCGCCUCAAUGAGCGACACUAUGGGGGUCUGACUGGUCUCAAUAAAGCAGAAACUGCUGCUAAGCGUGGUGAGGCACAGGUAAAGAUCUGGAGGCGAUCUUACGAUGUCCCACCACUGCCAAUGGAGCCUGACCAUCCCUUCUACAGCAACAUCAGUAAGGACCGCAGGUACACAGACCUUACCGAGGACCAGCUACCAUCCUGUGAGAGCCUGAAGGACACUAUUGCCAGAGCACUGCCCUUCUGGAAUGAAGAGAUUGUCCCCCAGAUCAAAGAGGGGAAGAGAGUCCUGAUUGCAGCCCAUGGCAACAGCCUUCGGGGGAUCGUCAAGCAUCUGGAGGGUCUCUCAGAAGAGGACAUCAUGGAGCUGAACCUGCCAACUGGCAUUCCCAUUGUCUAUGAAGUGGACAAGAACUUGAAGCCGGUUAAACCCAUGCAGUUCCUGGGAGAUGAAGAGACCGUGCGGAAAGCCAUGGAAGCUGUGGCCGCGCAGGGCAAGGCCAAGAAGUGAAGGCAAGCAGACAGACUUCUACCCCAAGACCCUCCUCCCU